AAUGAGGAGCAAAAGUGCCAUCAAGAACGAAUUGAAAAACUGGCCACAAUCUUAGGCGGGGAGGUUUCUAUAGCCUUGAAUUUGCAAUUCCUCAUUCGAAACAACCACACAGACAUGCUGAUACUGAAGCAGACUAAAGAAGCUGUGAGGAAUUCCGUGUGUCACACAGCAACUGUGGUGGCUAAUUCAUUCAUGCACUGUGGAACCACUAGUGACCAGUUUUUGAGAGACAAUUUAGAUUGGUUGGCUAGAGCCACAAACUGGGCUAAAUUCAGUGCUACCGCUAGUUUGGGUGUCAUCCACAAAGGACAUGAAAAUGAAGCCCUCCAUUUAAUGUCCUCUUAUCUCCCGAAAGAUUCUGGUUCUUCUGCUGGUUACACGGAAGGAGGUGGACUUUACGCAUUAGGUCUGAUUCAUGCAAAUCACGGUGCAUCCAUAAUCGAUUAUUUAUUAAAUCAGUUGAAAGAAGCUUCAAAUGAAGUUGUUAGGCAUGGUGGUUGUCUUGGUCUGGGUCUAGCAGCAAUGGGUACUCACAGACAAGAUGUUUAUGAACAAUUAAAGUUCAAUUUAUAUCAAGACGAUGCAGUUACAGGCGAGGCAGCAGGUGUUGCUAUGGGUCUAGUUAUGCUUGGUUCAAAGUCUGCUACAGCUAUUGAAGAUAUGGUUGCUGUAAGUAUUUUUGUUUAUUUUUCACUAUGAUAAAAUAUAUAAUUG
Messenger RNA from Parasteatoda tepidariorum (common house spider), 714 nucleotides. It is a transcript of the gene Rpn2, whose product is annotated as Regulatory particle non-ATPase 2. Gene Ontology annotation, biological process: proteasome-mediated ubiquitin-dependent protein catabolic process; regulation of protein catabolic process. Gene Ontology annotation, molecular function: enzyme regulator activity. NCBI's taxonomy places the organism in Eukaryota, Metazoa, Arthropoda, Arachnida, Araneae, Theridiidae. Gene Ontology annotation, cellular component: proteasome complex; proteasome regulatory particle, base subcomplex; nucleus. The record is from RefSeq and is a predicted model, not a curated record.